GGAAUGGAAAGGAAGGAUGAAUUGGCGGCGGCGACGAAUUUAAGCGGACAGAAGGAGGCGUUUAGAGAGAAAGGGGAGGAAAAGGAAAGGCGCUCACAGGUCCCAUAAUGCCUGCAGUAAAACUACAUUUCCCGUGAUGCUCCGGAAAAUGCGUGAGAAGGGAAAACUCCAAGUCCCGCGAUGCUCUCGGCGGCGGAGAUUGAACCGGAAAACGCUUCCUUGCUUUGAGAAGUGAAGAGACUGGUGCUGAACAACCAAAACUCCGAUAUGAAACUGUCCCAGGCUGUCUAAUCUUCCUGGCUGGUCUCUAAAAGAUGGAAAUGCUUUUUUGGACAAGGAGCUAAAAGAAUGCUCAGGUCAUGUAUUUGUGGAUUCUGUGCCUGAAUUCUGCUUACCAGAGCAUGAGUGAUGGUUCGCCAGUGAUAGAAACCUGGAAUAUACUGCACAACUUGCAGGCAGCUGGGCAAGUCCGGGAGUGUCUCUUCCAGAAAGCUCAACUGAUCUAAGCCUCUGCUGGUCUGAGUGGUGUCCUCAGCCAUCCUUCCUAUUUAUAUAUGCUUCAGGAGGAAGGCACCUAUCAGACGGAGCUAAUAGACCUGUCUACAGUCGAUGUGAUUCUCAUCUCUAACUAUCACUGCAUGAUGGCGCUGCCCUACAUCACCGAGCACACAGGGUUCACAGGCACAGUGUAUGCCACAGAACCCACCAUGCAGAUCGGCAGGCUUCUCAUGGAAGAGCUGGUGAAUUUCAUCGAAAGAGUGCCAAAGGCCCAGUCUGCCUCCUUGUGGAAGAACAAGGACGUACAGCGGCUGCUGCCCUCUCCUCUCAAGGAUGCAGUGGAAGUGUCAACCUGGAGAAGAUGCUACACGAUGCAGGAGGUGAACUCUGCCCUGAGUAAAAUCCAGCUGGUGGGAUAUUCCCAAAAAAUUGAGCUUUUUGGUGCUGUUCAGGUGACCCCUCUGAGCUCUGGCUAUGCCCUAGGAAGCUCCAACUGGAUUAUCCAGUCCCAUUAUGAGAAAGUGUCUUACGUCUCUGGAUCCUCCUUGCUUACCACGCACCCUCAGCCCAUGGACCAAGCUUCUCUCAAAAACAGUGAUGUUCUGGUUCUCACAGGGCUCACACAGAUCCCCACUGCCAACCCCGACGGCAUGGUGGGCGAGUUCUGCAGCAACCUUGCUCUGACAGUUCGAAAUGGAGGAAACGUGUUGGUUCCAUGCUACCCUUCUGGAGUGAUCUAUGACCUCCUGGAGUGCUUGUAUCAAUACAUCGACUCCGCUGGCCUCUCCAACAUCCCCUUCUACUUCAUCUCCCCAGUGGCCAACAGUUCACUUGAAUUUUCCCAGAUUUUUGCCGAGUGGCUUUGUCACAACAAACAGAGUAAAGUGUAUCUCCCAGAACCGCCUUUCCCGCAUGCAGAGCUCAUUCAGACCAAUAAGCUGAAGCACUACCCCAGCAUCCAUGGAGACUUCAGCAAUGACUUCAGACAGCCAUGUGUGGUGUUCACUGGGCAUCCUUCCCUCCGGUUUGGAGACGUUGUCCACUUCAUGGAGCUCUGGGGGAAGUCUAGUCUCAACACUGUCAUAUUUACAGAACCUGAUUUCUCCUACCUGGAGGCCCUGGCUCCUUACCAGCCACUGGCCAUGAAAUGCACCUACUGCCCGAUUGACACUCGACUGAACUUCAUCCAGGUGUCAAAGCUGCUUAAGGAAGUGCAGCCCCUGCACGUGGUCUGUCCUGAGCAGUACACCCAGCCACCCCCGGCCCAGUCCCACAGGAUGGACCUUAUGAUCGACUGCCAGCCACCAGCCAUGUCCUACCGGCGGGCUGAGGUCCUCGCCCUGCCCUUCAAACGACGCUAUGAGAAAAUUGAAAUCAUGCCAGAGCUGGCAGACUCCCUGGUGCCCAUGGAGAUCAAGCCCGGCAUCUCCUUGGCAACUGUCUCGGCUGUGCUGCACACGAAGGAUAACAAACACGUGCUUCAGCCCCCUCCCAGGCCCGCCCAGCCCCCCAGCAGUAAGAAGAGGAAGCGGGUGAGUGAGGACGUUCCUGACUGCAAAGUGCUGAAGCCUCUGCUAAGCGGCUCCAUCCCAGUAGAGCAGUUUGUGCAGACCCUGGAAAAGCAUGGCUUCAGUGACAUUAAGGUGGAAGACACAGCCAAAGGUCAUAUUGUCCUGCUGCAGGAAGCCGAGACACUCAUCCAGAUUGAGGAGGACUCAACUCACAUCAUCUGUGACAAUGACGAGACUCUGAGGGUACGAUUGCGGGACCUCGUCCUCAGGUUCCUGCAGAAGUUCUGAGUGGGGCGUCCGUGAGCUCCUAGACCUCGGACAGUCUGGCGGUGGCCUCUGGCUUCCAGGGAGAAGUGUCUCUGGCCAGGACCUGCCAGUCUGACUUCCUUGUACUGCUGAAGCCAAGAACUUUUAAGUCCUGUUCUUUUCUAUUCUGAGCUCUUAAGCAGCUUGGGGGUGACAGCAUGACAGGAGUCCUUUCCUAAGGGAAGUGUUAAUCACUGGCCUGUGUUUUCAGGACUCAAAGGGGGCAGCUCUUGGACUUACCUGCCUACAGUACUACACCUAUUAAAGGACAGUCCCCCAGGUCAGAAAGGGAGCCUAUCUAGCUCUAUUCUGUGGCCCAUUUUGCUAAAAUAAAUGCUAUUUUUAUAGAA
Mesocricetus auratus (golden hamster) is the source of this 2665-nucleotide messenger RNA. It is a transcript of the gene Ints9, whose product is annotated as integrator complex subunit 9. Gene Ontology annotation, cellular component: integrator complex. Lineage: Eukaryota; Metazoa; Chordata; Mammalia; Rodentia; Cricetidae. Gene Ontology annotation, biological process: snRNA processing. The coding region runs from base 555 to 2297 and encodes 580 amino acids. The transcript has 17 exons. The record is from RefSeq and is a predicted model, not a curated record.